Messenger RNA from Zymoseptoria tritici IPO323, 2276 nucleotides. RefSeq lists its product as uncharacterized. Gene Ontology annotation, biological process: spermine biosynthetic process; spermidine biosynthetic process. Bases 705 to 2276 code for a protein of 523 amino acids. NCBI's taxonomy places the organism in Eukaryota, Fungi, Ascomycota, Dothideomycetes, Mycosphaerellales, Mycosphaerellaceae. The record is from RefSeq and is a predicted model, not a curated record. Gene Ontology annotation, cellular component: cytosol. Gene Ontology annotation, molecular function: adenosylmethionine decarboxylase activity. The transcript has 2 exons.
GUGCAAUAGGUGUCAAGGCAGACUAUCUGGACGUUUUCAAUCAAGACCUCAGGACGUCUACUCCUGCCACCGCGGUCCCAGAUCUACCAUUCAGCUCAGGCAGUUGCGCCUGACGAAAAGAAACAAACUGGCAGGACUUCACAUUUCUAGUCCUCAUCCACGCCUGGCUCUCUGAUCACAGAGCCUGAUAUACCUACGCGGACCGAGAUCUCACUUCCCCAUUCCAUGCGUCCAGAAGAUCUCCUGCGGUUCCUGUCUGUGCCAAAGAAGCCACGAUAACACGAGCACUUGCUUCACUCGAAACCAAAAUACAUAUACGAAUACGCUACGAACGACUCGCUCGUCUUCUCGGCCCAUCUCUCAAUUGACCCGAUACUUCCGCCGGGUAUCGGAGACCUAUCGAUCGACCUACUGAAGUCGGCAACAUUCCGCCACGCAAGAGCUCUUUUAUUCCCUUGAGCGCUCGACCUCCUUAACGUCCAUCUCGGUCGUUCCACGAAACCCCACGCAUCACCGCUUGUUGCUGGCGUAAGCCAGCCUCCAAGAAUCAAAGAAGGAGUGUGCCUUCUCUCUCAAGCGGACCUUGAAAAGUUGCUUGUGCAGCAGACAGCUACACAACUCAUUCCCCAACAGAAAGAGCUUGUUCUCGAGACGAAGGUCGAAAGUUCGAGGAUCAGUCGCUCCGAGUAGUCAAGAGCUUGGAGAUGGUCAACAUCGACAUUCCGCAACAUUACACCGGUUCGCCGUCUUCCUUGAGUGGUACGCCACACUUGACGAUCAAUCGAGACAUAACAGCUCUCGAUCUUGACUCCAGCAAUGCCUUUGAGGGGCCCGAGAAGCUGCUAGAAGUAUGGUUCAGCGCGUCGGAGAAGACGCUGCCAGCAUCUGCUUCUCCGCUCGGCUUGAAGGCUGUCUCGCAGGACUCAUGGAAGGAGAUGCUUGACUUGGUGAACUGCAAAGUCCUGUCGGUAAUCGAAUCUCGCAAUGUGGACGCGUACUUGCUGUCUGAAUCCAGCAUGUUUGUGUUCCCGCACAAGUUGGUGUUGAAGACCUGCGGCACCACGACCCUGCUCUGUGGGCUUCCCCGCAUGCUCGAGAUUGCUGCGCUCGAAGGUGGCUUUCCGCACGUCAAGACGAAUCUUCUUGAUGGCACUUCUGCGGCGGCCACGCCUCACCGCGUGUUCUACAGCCGCAAGAACUUUCUCUUUCCAACACAGCAGCGUGGUCCGCAUCGCAGCUGGCGAGAGGAGGUGCGGUACUUGGACAAAAUGUUUCUCGGAGGUAGUGCGUACAUGAUUGGGAAGAUGAACGGAGAGCAUUGGUAUCUGUACAUCACUGGACCGAACACCCAGCUCACCCCUCCUGCCACUCCGGAGGACGACCAUUUCCAGACCCCGACCCAGUACGUCGCACUCCCUGAGCAGGUCAAAGAGAUCUCCGACAAGCCAGAGGACGAAACAUUGGAGAUACUCAUGACCGAUCUGGAGGAGUCCAACGCUCGACAAUUCUAUCUCGAAGAUGCCAGUGAGAUCGCUCAGGACAAUGUCCGCCGCGCUCACCUCGCCCGCAAGGAUGCAAUUCAUCAUCUUGGCGUGAUUCCCGAAGGCAACGGUUCCUCGACUAGCAUCUCGGGAAACACCUUGGUCAGUGGGUGUAGCAGCCAAGCCGACGAUUCCAACUUUGAUGUCUUCGCGCAGACCUCCACCGAUCACUCCGGCUCCAGCUCCGACACCGAGGACGAACCACUUACCUUUGGCGAGGAGCUCAGCACCGAAGGCCAUACCCUUGGUACAGUCGUUACGGAAUCUUGCGGCCUUGCAGACCUCUAUCCGACGUCCAAGUACCCCGACGCUCGCAUUGACUCCUACCUCUUCACGCCCUGCGGCUACUCUGCCAACGGCGUUGUGCCCAUGCCGGGUGACGGCGAAUCCACUAGCUACUGGACUGUGCACGUCACUCCGGAACCACAGUGCUCCUACGCCAGUUUCGAGACGAAUGUGCCGACUCGUCACACUGGCCGCCAGACUGUGGACGUGGUGCAGCAGGUCGUGGGCAUCUUCAAGCCGGGACGGUUCAGUGUCACGCUGUUCGAAGCCAAAGAGGGCGAUGAGCAGGGCUAUGCGAAGAAGGACAAGCGGAUGGAUUUCGUGGAGGGGUAUCGUCGUGUCGAUCGCAUCGUUCAUGAUCUGGAGGGGUAUGAGUUGGUCUUUAGGUACUUUGAGAGGGAGGACUGGAAGAGCGGCGUCGCGCCUAGGAUUGGCGAGAGCAGCCCUUAG